AUGUUCAUUAUAUAUUUUAAAAAAUUGAUUUAUAUUUUAUUAUUUAUUGAAUUAUAUAUAAUAUUUGUAAAAUGUAUACCAAUACAAAAAAAUCAAUUAUAUAUAAAUCAAUCAUUAUCUUUAACAAAAUUUAAUAAUACUACUCAUUAUAAUUUAUAUAAUAAAUUUAUAACAAAUGGAUUUAAUGAUUUAUGGAAAGAUAAUCUUACACCAGUAAUUGGAAGAGUAAUAUGGUGUAUCAAUGAAUCAAAACAGAAAUGGUUAUAUUUAAAUAAAUUUGACAAUCAAAAUAUUAAUAAUAAAAGUAAUAUUACUAAUAAAAAAAUUAUUUUAUUAAAUUCUGGAAAAUUCUAUUGUCCACAACCUAAUCAAUCAGAAGAUAUGAAAUAUUGUUGUGGACCAUUAGGGAAACAAAUAUGUUGUAAAAUAACAGAUACGCCAGGUUUAAGAUGGGGUAUACCACUUGGAGUAAUUGUCACUGUGAUAGUAUUUUUGACAGUUAGUUAUACAAUUCAAGUAUUUCGAGCUUGUGAUAGAUGUUACCAUGAAUGUCCAAUAUUUACGCCGACUCCAAAUGAUGUUGAAUUCCAGUGGGAUACUCGUUGGUAUACUGUAUCACAUGAAGGUAAUCGAUAUGGUGUAACAUUUCAUAGUCGAAUAUUUGCUAAUGAAUUUAUGAAAUGUUUAGAAGCUGAAUAUGGUCGAUGGAAUACAGCUAAUAUAUUAAAAAUACAAAGAGAUGGGCAAAAUUUUGUUAUUUUAAAUAUAUUUUUUCAUGAUCUUUUUACACCAUGGUUUUAUACACAAGGGCCUAUUAAAAAUGAUGAAGAAUGGAUUCGAACAGAUUUUAAAAAUAUUUGUCAUACAGUACAAGCUCGAUUGGCUGUGAACCCUCGAUUCAAAUGGAAUAAAUUUUCAAAAAAUUCAACAAGCAAAACAUUAAAACAAACAAAUCAAUCAUCAACCAACACAAAUAUAUCGAAUUUAGACAAGAAAAACAUUGAUCGUUUAUCAAAUCCCAAUACUGUUACAACACCAUGGACACCAUGGACUAAAGUAGCUUAUAUUCCAUCAAUAACUGAAACAUCGACUAAGAAAAAUUUGACACGUAACUCAAAUAAAAGUAAAUAUAAAAUGAAAAAUGAAUAUAAAACUAAUCAAUUAGUCAAUGUAAUCAUAUUAGAAGAUAUUAUUGAAUGUAAUGGUUUAGAUAAAGGUGUACAAACUCAUCAGAAACGACUACAAACACAUAAAACAACAAUUGAUCCAGUUGUAUAA
Messenger RNA from Schistosoma spindalis, 1278 nucleotides. The record is from the annotation of a GenBank genome assembly. Lineage: Eukaryota; Metazoa; Platyhelminthes; Trematoda; Strigeidida; Schistosomatidae.